Molecule: messenger RNA, 2112 nt
Organism: Myripristis murdjan (pinecone soldierfish)
Lineage: Eukaryota; Metazoa; Chordata; Actinopteri; Holocentriformes; Holocentridae
Gene: gtf2e1
Product: general transcription factor IIE, polypeptide 1, alpha
Exons: 6
Coding region: 230-1573 (447 amino acids)
Biological process (GO): transcription initiation at RNA polymerase II promoter
Cellular component (GO): transcription factor TFIIE complex
Source: RefSeq, a predicted model, not a curated record
UUGCUAGGAGGGAAAAGGGAAAAGAGUGUGUACUGUAAGUCCAGCUCACUUCGUAAUCUUUAAAUCAUACAGAGAAGUUGUAGCUUUAGCGUUUUGGGGGGAAACACGGUGAUCAGUGAAGUAGCCGGCUAACAAACUGCUGCUGGUCAGCAGCUCCACGCACCCUCAGACGGCCUGUCAGCCUUUACCCUCAGUGACCUCCCUUUACCCGGCGUCUCCACAGUAGAAGAUGACCGAGCCAGAGCUACUGACCGAGGUCCCAGCAGCGCUGAAGCGUCUCGCCAAGCAAGUGGUCCGGGGCUUCUAUGGGGUGGAGCACGCCUUAGCCCUGGACGUGCUCAUCCGCAACCCGUGUGUCCGUGAGGAAGACAUGCUGGAGCUGCUCAAGUUCGACCGGAAGCAGCUGCGCUCAGUGCUCAACACCCUGAAGGGCGAUAAGUUCGUCAAGUGCCGCAUGAGGGUGGAGACGGCGCCCGAUGGCAAGACGACGCGACACAACUACUAUUUCAUCAACUACAGGCUGCUGGUCAACGUGGUCAAAUAUAAACUGGACCACAUGCGACGGCGCAUCGAGACAGAUGAGCGAGACUCCACCAACCGCGCCUCCUUCCGCUGCCCCUGCUGCCUCUCCACCUUCACUGACCUGGAGGCCAACCAGCUGUUUGACCCCAUGACAGGGACGUUUCGCUGCACCUUCUGCCAGACGGAGGUGGAGGAGGAUGAGUCUGUGGUACCCAAGAAGGACGCCAGGACGCUGGUGGCACGCUUCAACGAACAGAUCGAACCCAUCUACGUGCUGCUGCGUGAGACCGAAGACGUGAACCUGUCACAUGACCUGCUGGAGCCCGAGCCCGCUGAGAUCCCCGCCCUCAAACAGAGCCGCGAGCGCGCUGCAGCGUCUGGAGGAACCUCGGCAGGCGGCCCGCACCGCGAGGCCUGGUCCAACAAGGGCUCGUCCUACGCCGACCUGUACACCCAGAACGUGGUGAUCAACAUGGAGGAGCAGGACGAGCAGCGCAGCAAGGCCGGCGAGGCCAAGGCAGCCCGGGAGAGGCCGGUGUGGCUGACCCAGAGCACGGUGCAGGGCGCCUACAGCGAGCCCGACGCCCUCAACAACUCUGCAGACUUUACACCUGGAGUCCAGGACGGCGCCGACAGUCAGGGCAUCGGCCACUCCGAUGAAAAUGAAGAAGUGAUGCGCGCUCUCCUCAUCCACGAGAAGAGAAGCACGGCCGGAUCCGGCGCGGGAGGGGCCAGCGCCGCCGCCAGAGCGCUGGGAUCUGCCACAGGCAACGCCAGCGACUCGGAGAGCGACACCAGCGAAUCCGACGACGACUCUCCCCACGCACCCCCCCCUGCCGUGGCCGCACAGCACAGGGGAGAGGAAGAGGAGGAGGAGGAGGAGGAUGAAUUUGAGGAGGUUGGGGAUGAACCCAUGGUGAUGGUAGGAGGCCGGCCCUUCUCCUACCGAGAGGUGAGCCAGAGGCCCGAGCUGGUGGAACAGAUGAGUGCGCAGGAGAAGGACGCCUACAUCGUGAUGGGAACAAACCUCUUCCAGGACAUUUACUUCUGAACACACACACACACACACACACACACACACACUCUCUCUCUCUCUCUCUCUCUCUCUCUGAAGCUUUUUGAUGAUUAAUGUUGACUCUGAGUUCCCGAACACGAGUGUCUGCUGUUUUUUCUCUGGUUGUGUUGAGGAGGAGCUUCUUCAGAGGAGACCCAGAAGCUUCUGGUGAUGUUUCUCCUGACAGCUUCACACUCUGACAUGAGAUCAGCGGCCGUGCUUGUCCAGUGUUUCCUCAGCGAGCCAAGCCUGUUAGUAUUCUGUCAAGUAUUUUCUAACGUCAGCACACCUUACAGGAGCUAAACAAAUGCAAUUUGUGCCAAUUUGACGUUUUUUGUUUUUAUUUCCACCUCAACUGUAAAUCUAAGGUCCUAUGUUUUCAUUUUUCUGAAAUCAUAACUGCAAAACUAAACUCAGACUAAUGUGGAAUACUAUGGAAAUGUGACGUUUUGGUUAAAUUGCUGUACACAUUAGUAAAACACUUGUUAAUCUGAGUUAUUUCUGUAAUAAAAAGGCGUUGCAGUUUGGCAACAUAA